AUGAAUAAACAACUUAAAGAAUUUUUUGCUGAAUGUUUGGGAACUUUGAUAAUAAUUACAUUAGGUUGCGGUGCAGUUGCAUCUAAUGUAUUAAAGGGAUCGAGUGAUAUAUCAAUAGGUUUGGGAUUUGGUUUGGGUGUCUUUAUAGGUGCUGCCAUUGCAAUACCUAUUUCAGGUGCUCAUUUAAAUCCAGCCGUCACUAUUGCAUUAUGUUUUAUUAAAAAAUGCAAAUGGAAUAAAGUUGUUUAUUAUUUACCUGCCCAAUAUAUCGGUGCAUUUUUGGGCGCCGCUAUAGUCUAUGGUAUAUAUGGUCAGGGAAUUCAAGAAUAUGAGAAUGAGUUCAUGAAAUUGGCUGAAAAUACUAAUACAACGUUUGAUAAGAUUAGCCUAACAGCCGGAAUAUACGCUACAUAUCCUCAAUCAUAUCUGACUAUAACUCAAGUGUUUGCCGAUCAGAUAUUUUCGUGCGCCAUCUUAAUGAUAGCCAUACUGGCCAUUACUGAUGAAAAGGGCAUCAAUACUCCUCGUGCUUUACAACCACUCAGUAUAGCACUGGUAGUCUGUGUGCUUAUCAUAUCCUAUGGUCUUAAUUGUGGCGCUACAUUGAAUCCAGCCCGUGAUUUAGCCCCGAGAGUGUUCACAGCACUAGCCGGCUAUGGACUCGACGUUUUCAAGCCAUUGGAAGGUCAGUAUUGGUGGUCCGCAGGUCUGGUAGCACCACAUAUCGGUGCCAUUGUUGGAGGUCUCAUAUAUGUCUUAGGGGUUGGUGUUUAUAGUAAUAAUUGUGAUGAUAGUAAUGCCAGUCUGAGUACUGUUGUAACGGUUCCCGUCACCAAAAAUGAUGUUAUUUUUCAAAGAGCUCGCCAAGUGAUCAGUGAAAAUAUGAAAGUAUCGCCGUUGGAUAGGGAAAGGGAUAUCCAUCGAAAUUAUUAA
This is a messenger RNA of Oppia nitens, 933 nucleotides long. RefSeq names its product aquaporin-9-like. Gene Ontology annotation, biological process: water transport; glycerol transmembrane transport. Lineage: Eukaryota; Metazoa; Arthropoda; Arachnida; Sarcoptiformes; Oppiidae. Gene Ontology annotation, cellular component: plasma membrane; basolateral plasma membrane. Gene Ontology annotation, molecular function: water channel activity; urea transmembrane transporter activity; glycerol channel activity. The record is from RefSeq and is a predicted model, not a curated record. The transcript is spliced from 7 exons. The coding region runs from base 1 to 933 and encodes 310 amino acids.